Messenger RNA from Dromiciops gliroides (monito del monte), 2480 nucleotides. RefSeq names its product mutY DNA glycosylase (gene MUTYH). Lineage: Eukaryota; Metazoa; Chordata; Mammalia; Microbiotheria; Microbiotheriidae. Gene Ontology annotation, cellular component: nucleus. Gene Ontology annotation, molecular function: oxidized purine DNA binding; adenine/guanine mispair binding; 8-oxo-7,8-dihydroguanine DNA N-glycosylase activity. The record is from RefSeq and is a predicted model, not a curated record. Gene Ontology annotation, biological process: base-excision repair; mismatch repair. Bases 888 to 2384 code for a protein of 498 amino acids. The transcript is spliced from 16 exons.
UCUGGUUAUUUCUCACUCUUUGUGACCCUUGGCUGGUUCUUGUACUCCGUAACAUGAGGCAUUUGUGUACCAGUGUCUCCCAGGUGAAUUCAGUCCCAGGGACCUUCAGCAGAGGCCUAAAUACUGCAGGUUCUCUAAGGUGCAGAUGAAAAGGAAGGGUGCACCAGGCAUGAGGGACAGCCUAGGCAAGGGUACAGAGGCCAGAGAUGGAAUGGGUUGUUUGACCUCAGGUGCACUAGGUCCUUGACCAACAAUCUCUGGCAUUUGGUGCUGCUUGUCAGGUUUCAAAGCAUUUGAGGCAGGGAAGGACUGAAAGCCUCAUCUCUGUUUUACAGUUAAGGAGACUGACCAGGUCUGCUGACAUUUUCACCUCUUGCCCAGCACUGGAGCCAGGACCCAGGGGCUGCUGUCCCUGACCUGCUCAAACAUUUUCUUCUGUUUUCUCAUCCCCUUUCUUUCUUUCUUUCUUUCUUUUUUUUUUUGGGUGAGGCAAUUGGGGUUGUGACUUGCCCAGGGUCACACAGCUAGUAAGUGUCAAGUGUCUGAGGCCGGAUUUGAACUCAGGUCCUCCUGAAUCCAGGGUCAGUGUUUUAUCCACUGCCCCCUCAUCUCCUUUAUUUCUCACUUGCCCAUAUCCAUUCAGCUUUGAAGUACCUGCUACACAUCCAAAGAGCAGCUCCUGGCAUGAUGUAGAUCAGAGCUGACCCAGAAUCAGGCCACCCCUGGAGGGGGGAAAGCACUCCUUCUGUCCCUGGUCUGAGCUGUGUCUGUGCCCCAUCUGGGGAGGAAGAGAAGGCCUGUGGCCCAGUUCCUGAGGCAGGUUGGGUCUGACUGCCUGGGGCCGAGCAGUGAGACCCAAGGACUGACCUCAGGGUACCCCGCUGGCCAUGAGGAAGCCUCGGAAGGCAGGGGGAGGCAGCCAGAGUCGUGGGGAGCAGCCCAGCCCGGAUGCAGGCCCAGGAACCCCCAGCCAGGCCUCCCCACACCAUCUGUUUGGGGAUGCUGAUGAGGUCACCAAGUUCCGGGCCAGCCUCCUAAGCUGGUACGAUCAGGCCAAGCGAGACCUGCCCUGGAGGAGGAGGGCUGCAGGAGAGCCAGACCCAGACAGGCGGGCGUACUCUGUUUGGGUGUCUGAGAUCAUGCUCCAGCAAACCCAAGUCGCCACCGUUACCGGCUACUAUACCAGAUGGAUGCAGAAAUGGCCAGCACUUCAGGACUUGGCAGGGGCAUCCUUGGAGGAGGUGAACCAGCUGUGGGCCGGCCUGGGUUACUAUUCCCGGGGCCGACGACUGCAGGAAGGUGCACGCAAGGUAGUGGAGGAGCUGGGGGGCCACAUACCCCGAACAGCAGACAUGCUACAGAAGCUGCUUCCUGGGGUAGGGAGGUACACAGCUGGGGCUAUCGCCUCCAUCGCCUUCGGCCAGGUGACUGGUGUGGUAGAUGGCAACGUGACCCGUGUCCUGUGCCGCCUAAGAGCCAUUGGGGCAGAGCCCGGAAGUCCCCUGGUCACCCAGCAUCUCUGGAGCCUGGCCCAGCAGCUGGUGGACCCGGCCCGUCCAGGGGACUUCAACCAGGCAGCCAUGGAGCUGGGCGCAAUGGUCUGCACCCCCCGAGGUCCGCUGUGCCAAGAGUGCCCCGUGCGGGACUUCUGUCAGGCCCAAAAGAGGGUAAAGAGGGAGCAGGCGGCGGCAUCUCAGAGGCUGCUGGGCAGCCUGGAGCAGGAGAAGACUCUUGAUGUGGAGGAGUGUGCACCCAGCAGAACCGGCUUGUGCCCGCUGUGCCUGCCCCCUUCAGAGCCUUGGCGCCAAGACCUUGGCGUGACUAACUUUCCCCGCCAGCCAGCCCGGAAAGCCCCCCGGGAACAGCGGACAGCCGUCUGUGUCCUUCAGCGGCUGGGCUCUGAGAGUAGCCACUUCCUCCUGGUGCAGAGGCCAAGUUCAGGCUUGUUGGCUGGCCUCUGGGAAUUCCCCUCUGUGCCAGCAGAAGGUUCUGAGUCCAUCCAGCGCCGGGCCCUUGGGAAGGCCCUGCGGCUCUGGGUGGGCGGCCCCUUGGCCCUGAGGAGCCUGCGGUGCCUUGGCGAGGUGGUCCACAUCUUCUCUCACAUCCGGCAGACCUAUGUGGUCUACGGGCUAACCCUGGAAGAGCAAGCCCAGGGCCCACCCCCAUCAGGGGCCCGCUGGGUGACCCGGGCUGAGUUCCAGGCAGCCGCUGUCCCUACAGCCAUGAAGAAGGUUCUCCAGCUCUUUGAGGGCCAGCACUCGGGGCGCAGGAAGGCCUCCAAAAGUCCCCGAGAUCCUGCCACUUCAGGCCCUGAGCCUGGCCCUGUUCGCCGCCACCAACAACUGACUCUCAAUGCCUUUUUCAAGCCUACUCCUGCUCCUUGAUUGGCCCCAUUGCCAGGGCCCUGUGCACUGCCCCUUUUUCUGUCCCUUCCCCUCUUCCCCACCUGGCUACGGAUCAGCAGUGAGAUUCCUGUUGUA